AUGCAGCUUACCGAGGAACAGGCCGCAGAGGUCAAAGCUUGGGUGGUGAAAAAGCUGGAAGACAUCUCAGACGCGGAUUCCGAUGUGCUUGCCGAUUAUGUUUUAGCCCUCAUAAGGUCUGAUGCUCCGGAUGAUGAAAUUCGAAAAGCCUCGGUUGAAAACUUGGAGGACUUUUUGAGGGAGCAUACUGCCAACUUCGUCGAAGAGCUUUUCGCUACAUUCGCGCUUAAGCAGACACCCGCGGCUCCGGCCCAGGUACAACUUCCUCAGGCUGCCACCCAGCCAUCAGCACAAGCGGUCCCGCUAGCAGGAUCAUCGAACGGCUCGUACGGCCCGCAAUCGCAUGGUGACAAUUUGAGCCGCAAGCGCACAUACGAUGAUGGCUUUAGCGACAAUCACGGGCAUGAGAACGCUCAAAGUCAUCGGAACUUUAAGAACCCACGUCGUGGGCGGGGUGGGAAGAGCGACUGGACAGGGAGAGAUGGACAUCCCCCGUCCGGCCCUGGGCAGUUCCCUCAUUCCGCUGGUGGAUUCCCUGUUAUGCCUCCGUCGUUCCCCGGAUUUGAUCAGAAUGAUCCAAUGGCAACAAUGUUGGCCCUACAAAGCAUGGGCUUCCCACAGAUGCCGGGGAUGCCUCCUAUGCCAAUGCCACCAGGUGGAGGCCCCGGCCAGCAGCCUGAUCAGAUGGGACCGAAGAGUACGGAGAAAUGCCCCUUCUACGAGACGCAGGGUAUCUGCUAUUUGGGUGGUGCUUGUCCGUAUCAGCAUGAUACGGUGGCAGGUGCUCCAAAGGAUGAUGAAUAUGACCCGAAAACAUCAGGCAUUGUUCCUGAUUCCAGACGCCGUCUUGAUGGUUCAAUGCGUGGUAGUGACAGAGGCCGCGGUCGUGGCCGUGGCAGUGAUAGAGGCGGCUUCAACAAUCGUGGUCGCCGAUCCGAAUUUUCUGCUGCCGGCCCUAGCGAUGACCCCUCCAUGAAGACUAUCGUUGUGGAGCAGAUUCCCGACGACAAGCUUGAUGAAUUCACAGUCAGGGAGUUCUUUUCUCAAUACGGCGAGAUCACAGACCUCCAGCUCCAGCCGCACAGAAAACUAGCUCUAAUAACCUACGCGGACCAUGCCACCGCCAAAGCAGCCUGGUCAAGUCCUAAGGUGAUCUUUGACAACAGAUUCGUCAAGGUCUACUGGCAUAAACCGAAGGGACACGACCAACGAGCGGGUGGUAAUGGGCGCGAAACUCCCCAAACAUUUGAUGCAGAGGAAUUCCAGAGGCAGCAGGAAGAAGCGCAGAAAGCCUACGAGGAGAAACUCAGGCAGCGCCAGGAAACAGAAAAGGCCAAGCAAGAGUUAGAAAGACAGCGCGAGGAACUCCUUAAAAAGCAAGAAGAGGAAAAGCAACGACUACUCCAGAAGAUUGGCAGCGCGACAUCCGGCAGCGCAACAGCUAACGGCGGAGCAUCCCAAUCUCCCUCUGACGAAAAUGUUAGUGAACAAACCAAACAACUCCGGGCCCAGCUUGCUGCUCUCGAGGCCGAAGCGAAGAGCCUUGGUUUAGACCCCAACCACUCUUCUGACCCUGGCACAUCGUACCGCGGUCGUGGAAGGGGCUUCGGCCGCGGCGGCUACCCAUCACGUGGCCGCGGCUACGACCCAUCAUCUCGCGGCUCUUAUCGCGGGCGAGGUGGGUUCCCUGCACGCGGCCGUGGCGGCGUCCUGCGCCUCGACAAUCGCCCAAAGCGCAUUGCUGUCUCUGGCAUUAAGCCGCAUUCUGAGCAGGAUGAGGCGUUCCGGCAGUUUCUCAUUGGCGUCAGCGAAUAUGAAUCCAUAACCCCCAACCCGAACGACGAAAACUCUCUCAUUGUCUCCUUCAAGGAGCGCUACCAAGCCGAAAAAUUCAUGUUUGGCCCCCGCAAUAUUCCCUCAGUCGGCGAGGUUCAGCUCUCAUGGGUGCCCAAUCCGCCGAUCUCUGUUCCGUCACAAUCUUCAUCAACAAGUCCAGACCAAGGUCAAGGUCAACAAACAGUGGCAACGCCAGGGGGCUCGGGUCCAGAUGCUAAGACUGGCGCUGGGUCUGACGAAGAUAUGAUUAUGGAUUCUGUGUCGGCGGAACAUGACCAGGAUCAGGCUCGUGUGAAGGAGAAUGGAGCUGCGACUGCGGAAGUCGAUUACGAUGUUGCGGAGGUGGAUGAUAGUUGGGGAGUAUGA
Messenger RNA from Aspergillus nidulans FGSC A4, 2202 nucleotides. RefSeq names its product CCCH zinc finger and RRM domain protein. The transcript is spliced from 5 exons. Gene Ontology annotation, molecular function: metal ion binding; RNA binding; nucleic acid binding. Lineage: Eukaryota; Fungi; Ascomycota; Eurotiomycetes; Eurotiales; Aspergillaceae. Bases 1 to 2202 code for a protein of 733 amino acids. The record is from RefSeq and is a predicted model, not a curated record.